GACUUUCCACUCCUCGACGUCGCAAGGAGCCUUUCAAUUUUUCCGCCAUUCCUCCUUUGUCUUGUUCGAUUCGUGCCCUCAAUCACGAAGCAUGAUAGAUCCUGGUCGCAAUGGACGGUGACCCGGCUGUUGAGCCCGAGGUCGAUUCCUUUAGUCUCGCCCUUCCACUUCCUUACCGCGUCGCAAUCAUCACUGUCCUGGGAAUUUGGGCAUGGGGGUUGAAUCUGCAUUACCUGCACCUCCUUAAGAUUGACGUUCCCGCGCUUAUACGAUACCCUUCUCGUCCAAGCCAGAAUUCUAUCCUUCAUCACCAUUCGACGUACCGAUUAGCUACGCUCCUUACCCUUCCACUGGUCGGGUCUCUCCUUCUUUUCUGGCUCGUCACUCGGGGAGACCGACAUGCCGCACUGUCGUGGCAGAUUCUCCCGCAAUCCUAUCUCUUGUUCCUUGCAUUAUGCUUCGUCCUUCCAGUCAGGCGCAUGUCGAGCUCCGGCCGUCUACACUUCCUGUCUACGUUGAAAAGGAUCAGCUUGGGCGGGUUGGCGGAGGUGCAAGAUGGAAAAUUCGGAGACAUCCUGCUAGCCGAUGUUCUCACAAGCUAUGCGAAAGUCCUGGGAGAUCUUUUCGUCUCAACCUGCAUGCUCUUCUCGGCGAAGACCACCAGCACGGCGAAACCAGAUCGAGGAUGCGGUGGGGCAUAUCUUGUCCCGUUAAUCAUGAGUGUCCCCAGCGUCAUACGGCUACGUCAGUGUUUGAUUGAGUAUUUUCGCGUGCGCAGGAAUCGCACACCUACCUCUGGCUGGGGCGGGCAACAUUUGGCGAACGCGUUGAAGUACUCGUCUGCCUUUCCAGUCAUCUUCCUGAGUGCGCUGCAACGAGGUUAUGACCCGACGACAUUCCACAUGACUGAAGCAGGUCUGUUUAGACUAUGGUUGUUUUCCGUCUUCGUCAAUUCAUUCUAUUCCUUCUACUGGGAUGUGGCCAAGGAUUGGGACUUGACACUUUUCUCUUCGAGCAGAGAAAGGAACGAUCCCGAGCAUCCUUAUGGCCUGAGGCGAUACCGAUAUUUUCACGCACAAGAAAUGUACUAUACCGCGAUAGUGAUAGAUCUUCUUCUGAGGUGCACAUGGAGCUUCAAGCUGUCGCCGCAUUUGGACCACUUCAACGAUCUGGAGGGCGGCAUCUUCAUGAUGGAGCUGAUGGAAGUUGUGCGGCGCUGGAUGUGGAUUUUCUUCCGUGUAGAAACCGAAUGGGUUCGCAAUAAUCGUGGUCCUGCUCCUGAUGAUAUUCUUUUAGGAGAAUUUGGAGGAAAGCUGGAUGAGGAUUGAGUAGUCACUGUUAACGACAUCAAAUCCCAUGGAUUGGAUCAAUCCGGAUUUGGGCUUAAAUUCUCCAAAGCCCGAGCAUCAUAGCAUAAGAGUGGCGUAGUAGAAGUGUAGUAGUAGGCUACUCGACGCAGCAC
This is a messenger RNA of Exophiala xenobiotica, 1462 nucleotides long. RefSeq lists its product as uncharacterized. Gene Ontology annotation, cellular component: cytoplasm; membrane. Lineage: Eukaryota; Fungi; Ascomycota; Eurotiomycetes; Chaetothyriales; Herpotrichiellaceae. The record is from RefSeq and is a predicted model, not a curated record. The transcript is spliced from 4 exons. The coding region runs from base 111 to 1328 and encodes 405 amino acids.